AUGGACCACGACAAACAAGAGGACGUGUUAUCAUUUAUCAUCGAGAAGUACUUACAGAACGAAGUCACGAACACCCACGCACUUCUGUUGUUGAAAGCACUCCAUGACUUUCCUAUAGAAGUCUCCCCACACUUCCAACGGCUUGUCCACGAAUCGUGUAGAAGAGGGAACAUGGAAACGACGAAGUAUUUGCUUGAGACGUAUCCACAGUCGUUGGAGUUACAAACCCCCAAAGGCGAGACACCGCUUUUUACUGCAAUGCAAAACUCGAAAUAUGAUAUAGUCGAGACUUUGUUGGACGCAAAGGCCGAUUUAAAACAUAAAUUGCCGAAUGGAGACACCAUCCUUCACGUGUUGUCUCUGAACUCAAGAUCACAGAAGAAAGUCGACAUGCUCGAGAGGAUCAACACAUUAGAGCCAUUGAUGAUUAAAGAAAAGAAUAUUAUAGGCGAAACUAUUUUGCACUUGGGUGCAAGUGUCGGGGACUUCGAUUAUGUCAAAAAGGUUAUUGAGCUCAAUGGGGACGUGUUGGACGAAACAUAUUAUGGGAGGGAUGUCCUGCAAUUUGCAAUUGGAAGCGGCAAUAUUCAACUUGAAAAUUACAUCAAAGGAGUCAUUCGAAAUAUCCCAGAAUACGCCAAAUUCCACGUAGUCAGUCGGAAGAAGUUUGUGGUUGUGUGCGUCUGCGUUUUUGUGUUCUGGAUUAUCUAUUACAAGUUCAUUAAAGGGAUCAUCGAGGUGUGA
Molecule: messenger RNA, 744 nt
Organism: Entamoeba invadens IP1
Lineage: Eukaryota; Evosea; Mastigamoebida; Endamoebidae
Product: ankyrin repeat-containing protein, putative
Exons: 1
Coding region: 1-744 (247 amino acids)
Molecular function (GO): protein binding
Source: RefSeq, a predicted model, not a curated record